Messenger RNA from Vespa mandarinia (Asian giant hornet), 1573 nucleotides. It is a transcript of the gene SPARC, whose product is annotated as secreted protein, acidic, cysteine-rich. Gene Ontology annotation, biological process: anatomical structure development. Lineage: Eukaryota; Metazoa; Arthropoda; Insecta; Hymenoptera; Vespidae. Gene Ontology annotation, molecular function: calcium ion binding; collagen binding; extracellular matrix binding. The record is from RefSeq and is a predicted model, not a curated record.
AUCAUCUCGUUUCGUUUGGUUUCUCGACCGUUUCCAGGCUGCAGUCAGUACCGGUCCAGCGACCGAUUUGCAGGGCUGUUUCUUCUCCGUUCGUAUCGUCAAAAUAAAUCAUUGAAAGGAAGAAGAAAGAGAGAGAAAAAAAAAAUUGAUCGUUUCAGGGAUCGCAAUGCGGACGACGAUGCUGCAGCUGCUCUUCCUCGGGCUGCUUUUAGUGGCUCUUGUAACAGACGUGUCUGCAAGACAGCAUCGAAGAAAACAUCGAACGACGACAACGACCGAGUCAUCUUUUCAAGAUGAAGUAAUGAACAUGUUAGAAGCUGAUGAGGUAGCGGAAGAUGAGAACAAAGAUGCUGAAGUUUCUUUCGAAAAUGUUGGAAAUGAGCUUGCAUCGAAGAAACAACGUUUGAUCGAAGUAGAUCCUUGUAUGAAUAAACAUUGUGGUGCUGGACGUAUUUGUAAGUCAACCAAAGAUGGUAUCGCCGAAUGCGUUUGCAUCGAAAUUUGCAAUCCGGAAAUCGAUCCACGUCGUAAGGUCUGCACAAAUUACAAUGAAACUUUUGGAAGCGAUUGUGAGGUCUAUCAAGCACGUUGUUUCUGUGACACUGGUGAUACCAAUUGCAGAGGGCCUGAUUAUAAGCAUGUUCAUAUUGAAUACUAUGGCGAAUGCAAACAAAUGCCAAUGUGUAAGGAAGAAGACAUGGCAGAUUUCCCAAGGCGUAUGCGCGACUGGUUGUUCAACAUAAUGCGUGACCUAGCCGAUCGUCAAGAGUUACCAUCGCACUACUUAAAAAUGCAACGCGAAGCUGAAACGAACAUGACACUGCGUUGGACGAAUGCAGCCAUUUGGAAGUGGUGUGACCUCGAUGGUCAUCCACAUGAUAGGGCAGUUUCCAGACACGAACUUUUCCCUAUAAAGGCACCCUUGAUGGCCUUAGAACAUUGCAUAGCACCUUUCUUCGAUUCUUGCGAUGCCAAUAAUGAUCACUUGAUCACUUUGGUUGAGUGGGGUAAAUGUUUGCAAUUAGAUGAGAAUGACAUCGAUGAAAAGUGUGAUGAACUAGCCGAAGCCAACAGCAAUCUACAAUAAAUAAUUCUAUAUAUAUAUAUAUAUAUAUAUAUAUAUAUAUAUAUAUAUAUAAUAUAUAUAUAUAUUAUAUAUAUAUGUAACAGAUAAUGGCUGUUGUGUUUGUGGACGGAUCGAACGACAGGGCUAACGAUAAAUGAACGAGAAAAGGCUUUUGUAUUGGCUACGUGCAGUGAUAGCAAUAGUAGUAGUGUAUUACGAUUGGAAGAGAGGGGCUGAAGGGGGAGGAAAAUGGCGGGAAAAAUUAGAAGCAAGGCUUUGCGUAUUCGAUAACGCGCAUGUCCCAUGUAACAGACUCGUCGAUAUCGUGACCCAUCUUGCUACUUGCAAUUUUGAACAGUCUCGUUUAAUCCUUCGUUGUUAUUCCAUUGAUCGAAACUCGCAGCGGCCAAUCGAUUUCCUAUCGUGCUUAACAAAAUUGACAAUACUCAUUAUCGUAAUAUUUCCAACGAAAGUCUAUAACUAAUCUGCUUGUUUUAUAUAAUUUUU